This is a messenger RNA of Fulvia fulva, 1206 nucleotides long. RefSeq lists its product as uncharacterized. The record is from RefSeq and is a predicted model, not a curated record. The transcript has a single exon. NCBI's taxonomy places the organism in Eukaryota, Fungi, Ascomycota, Dothideomycetes, Mycosphaerellales, Mycosphaerellaceae. The coding region runs from base 1 to 1206 and encodes 401 amino acids.
AUGGAUGUAUCACCAGCAUUUCCAUACCAGCAUCUCGAGGACGACCACAUUCGUCUGAUUCAGCUUCUACCGCAAAGUACAGGAACGACUAUAGAGUGCUCGAUACACCAUAGCAAGCUUGAAGAGGCAGAAGACAAUUACAUCGCGCUAUCCUACUGCUGGGGAGAUUCGACCACCACCGAACUAAUCACCUUAGAUGGACACCCAAUCCGGGUCACUCAGAAUCUAUGGCACGCUUACACAGCCAUCGUACAGCACCACGAUCGCAACGCAUACUAUUGGAUUGAUGCACUGUGCGUAAAUCAGCAGAACCUUGCAGAGCGGAAUCACCAUGUUCAGAGAAUGGGCAUGGUCUACUCCACUGCGAAAGCGGUGCACACCUGGCUGGGUUCCGAGGACCACGAGACCGUGAUCGCCUUCACUGAGAUCGUCUCUAGAGCAAAUGCCAACACUUCCACAGGAUCCAACCCUCCAGACCAGAGAGCAGCCACUGCGGUAGGAAACCUUGCCUCACGGGAAUAUUUCAAUCGAGCCUGGGUAAUCCAGGAAUUCAUUCCAGCACGCAAUCUACAAAUCCUCUGCGGGCGCUUCACCUGCGACUGGACAGCCCUUGACGCUUGCAUAAAAGAUAUAGAGACAUAUAGCGGCGUUGAGAUUGACUACACAGUAGGCGCCAACAACCUGCUAGGAGGGCGCGGUGCCCAUCUCAAUGCGGAGCCAGACACUGCUACACUGAGUCACUGGGAGCGCUUCUACGGAUGUAUGAUGAUCUUCUCGCAGGCGAAAUGCUUCGAUGCUCGAGAUCGUGUCUUCGCCACAUUGGACCAUCCAUGGCUGGAAAGCAUACCCGGUGAUAUGCUGAGAGUGGACUACUCAUUGACGAAGGAAGAAGUCAUGCUAUCCACUCUGGAGACCUGUGAGCGCAUUCGUGUCUUCGAGCGAGAAGUCUCGUCGGCGGGGCUCAGUGAGGAUGACCAGGAAUUUGUCGAAGCAAUCUGGCAGCAGAUGUUCCUGACCAUUGGGCAGGCAGGAGUUGACCACGGGAAAAGAGAAUUGAAGCUGUUCAGACAUGGGGUUCUGGAGCAGCAUGGGUGGGGUUGUUCUCGACUGCCGCUAUCGGUUUCGACACAGUCUGGUCGUGAAGUCGAUUGCUCGGGUCCGGUGCUGGCGUUUCUGCUUCAGCUUGCGGAGAUACAGACUACUUGA